AUGUCCCUUUUUAAGGUACUCCUAGAGAGAAUUCGACAAAAGAAAGAGGUUAUAGGCAAGCUGAGGUGUCAACCAUGGAGUAUGACAAGGAAAAAACGUACCUUAAAGUUAGCUCAAAAAUACCUGGAACAACACGAAUCACGCGUAUCUCGGACGCAUCUCUACAUGGAAGAGUUACGAAAACGGAUGCGUAUAUUAAAAAGAUCCUUCUCAAACUUCAAAACUUAUCUGAUACCAUGGGAAGGGAAAAUCAAACGUAUAGAAAGUCACUUUGGUUCCGUCGUUUCUUCGUACUUCACAUUCCUACGAUGGAUCGUGUUUGUAAAUGUGAUUAUAACGUUGAUUAUUGUUGCGCUGGUUGUUCUACCCGAGACUUUGGCUGACGCUGCUGCUGACGAAGCUCGACGAAACCGAACAGAAUCUCGGAAAGAAAUCCCUCAUAAUGAGCGGAUACAUGCUGAUGAAAUAGCUGUUGUUUGGCAUUAUGACGUAGGUUGCUCAAAUCCAUUCAGAUUUGGGAAUUCUCACAUUGGAUCAUAACC
Messenger RNA from Strongylus vulgaris, 542 nucleotides. The record is from the annotation of a GenBank genome assembly. NCBI's taxonomy places the organism in Eukaryota, Metazoa, Nematoda, Chromadorea, Rhabditida, Strongylidae.